Messenger RNA from Salarias fasciatus (jewelled blenny), 3625 nucleotides. It is a transcript of the gene hps3, whose product is annotated as HPS3 biogenesis of lysosomal organelles complex 2 subunit 1. Lineage: Eukaryota; Metazoa; Chordata; Actinopteri; Blenniiformes; Blenniidae. The transcript is spliced from 25 exons. The record is from RefSeq and is a predicted model, not a curated record. Gene Ontology annotation, cellular component: cytoplasm. Gene Ontology annotation, biological process: organelle organization. Bases 244 to 3468 code for a protein of 1074 amino acids.
GGGCACUACGUUUGUUGUAGGAAUCAUUCACUUCCUACUCCGACUGGUCGAAUCAAUAAACCGUAUCAGCGACAGUCGAGCAGAAAAAGGAGAGAAAACGGAACUUCUCCCGCUGACACAGCAUCAACAUGUUUUCAGUCUCCUGGGAACUCAGAUGAAGGAGUGGAGUGGAGAGGAGCAUGCAGCUGUAAACAGUGACAUUGCUGGACUGAGUCCUCUUGUUUCAAACACCAAGCAGCGAACAUGGUGCAUGUUUACAACUGCCAUCCUUUUGCCUCCCAGCAGAUUGUGCAGGUGGGGCAGGAGCCUGGACUGGUCUGCUGUGGAGGCGGAGCUCUGUUUGUGGUUGCGACUGGAGGAUGCAAGGUGGAGUCCUACAGUCUGGAGCGAGAAGGCUGCCCUCUCAUCUGCCGCUUUGCCACCAUGGGCACUGUGAAGAGCAUUCAGCAUAGCAAGAUAGGGGAUUACCUGGUGACCAUUGAGGAAAAGAACAGCGCCACCUACCUGCGAGCCUACACCAACUGGAGAUAUCAGGCAGAGGAGAAGUCUCGCGUCGGGGUGCGUUUGUUGGGCCAUCUUCUGCGUGGGGCGUCUGUGGGGGGUGGAGUUCAGAUGGAGAUCAUUGAGAUCCCGCUGUCAGAGCGUCCUGUUGCUGUGGCCUGCUGCCCCAUAACAGGUGACCUUCUGGUGGGCUGCGAGAACACCCUGGUUCUGUUUACGCUGAAGACCCAGAACCAGCAGAACCUGAGUCAGCAGAACCUGCAAAGCUCCUGGUCCAGCACUCAGCAGAACUCCAGUCAAGGUCAGACUUCAAGUCAGCAUCUUUCCAUCCUGGAUUUUGAACGUUGCGUCAUCUUUCAUCUUCCAAAGAUGACUCCCAAACAGGUGGCGCUGUGUGGAGGCUAUGUGGCUGUGCAAGCAGAGCUGGAGGUUCUGGUACUAAAACUGGAAACUGUGUCUGAACUUAAAACCCUGGAAGAAUCAUCGGACACCAACAAGAGUGCAGAUUGCGUCGACGAACAAAUCGACUUUCUUCUCAUUCCAAGACACCAGGAGUUGCUCGGCGAUCGAGCCAAAGACUGCGACCUUCCUGUCAGCAUUGAAAAGACCGGGCUGGAGGACAGGCGGCAGUACUCCCUGUCUUACGUCCUCUUCAGACGUUUUUCUCCUGAGUUCUUCCAAGGCUGCAGCGUGGAGGAGACGCAGCUUCACUCCCUGCAGCUCUACCCGCUGUACACCAGUAACCAGUCGGUGUCGGCGGACGACCCGGCCUGUAUGUUCUGUUUCUUCUCUCUCCCCACCGCCGGCUACCUCUACAGCCUGAAGGGCGGCGUCGAGCCGCUCUCAACCUAUCAGUAUCCAGAGAAGGUGCUGGAGGCGGUGCUGACCGACCAUCUGCUGCACGUCAUAACCAAGAGUGCACUGCAGUGCUUCACCGUUCGCUGUGCAGCAGUCGCAGCCAGGAUUGAAGACCCCUACAUUGACACAACCAUGAGGGCGUGUCCGCCCGGCAACCUGGAGGUGUGUGCGCUCAGGAUGCAGUUGUUCAUCGGCCUGCGGUCGGUGUGCGUCUAUGGCCGCCACGUUAUCCUGCUGUCCACUGCUGACACAGAGGUGCCAGACGAGCCAGAGCGCAGCACACAGCGGAGAGGCCUCGAUAUGAAAGAGCACAACACGCUGACUGGUAUUUUCCUUGCGGUGGGAAUCGAUCCCGCCACAUCGCCAGCUCUGGAGAGUCUUCUGUCGCGCCCCUUCCUGGGCAGGAAGUGGACGAUGUCCUCUGCCAAAGAAACCAGUCCAGCGGGACACGGCUGGAACAUCUAUGUGGUGGACACGGUGUCCCCCUUCACGCUCUACCAGGAGAUGGAUGAAUACAGUCAGCGCUACGUAGAGACCAACCCGCAGGCCCAAAGCCACCGCCACCUCCUCAGUGAAGCCCACCUCCUCCUGCGAGCCUCCUUAGUUCAGAUGUCCAGACAGCAACAGGACCGCGGAGGGGAAGCCGCCGCGCCGCCGCAGAGGGACGCCGACGGACCGCCAGAUAAUGAUUGUUCUGCGGAGACGACCAGACAAGAACUGGAUGAAGCGUUCAGGCACAACUGCGCCCUGCUGGGAGACAGUUUCAGCAGGGGCAGUCAGAAGGAUUGCCACCUGGCUCUGCCGUACUACCGGAUGUCCGGCCUGUCCAUCACAGAGAUCAUGUCCAGGAACCGGCCACAUCCAAGCAGUCCUCAUUCCUUCGGCCCCGGCUUCCUGUUUUAUCUGAAGCACUUCCUGUUGGAAGAAACUGACCAGACUCUCAGUCAGGAAGCGGCCGAUGAGAUCGUCCACAUUUUCAGCCAAUCAGAGCCCUCGAUGCUGGUCAGCGUGUGCGCCAGCCCCGCCAUGUCCCACGUCAGCCCCGACCGGACGCUGCAGAUCUUGCAGCGCCUGGAGGACACGGCCAGCGUGUCGGUGCCCAUGACCAUCGCCAUGGCGACCAUGGUGCUGCGCCUGGACGACCUGCCGCAGUACACACAGCUGAUGGAGAGACACGCUGAGAUGAUGCUCGUGUACGGCUUCAUCGAGGAGCCGAGGCUGCUCCUGCACGGCGGAGGAGGUGGCCACAACACACACGUCCGUCCCACAGCUUUGUCCCGGCAGCUGGCGAGCUCCCAGCCGGGCCUGCUGGUGGCUGCCAUGGUCGCUUUACACGAGAACAACAAAGUUCAGCUGGAGCAGGCGGAUCACCUGUUCAAGGAGCUGAGCUGUGCGAACAGCUUGCAGGUGGAUUUCUGGGAGGCGAUGCUCAUGGCGUCCUCACAGGACGCCGUCAUCCAGGAGCUGUUGUUCCGCCUGUCGUCCGUUUACAUCGACCGUCUGACCAACUCGGACACACACUCCAGUCUGACUCAAACCACUCCAAGACGCAGGUCGCUGAAGAGCGCCGACGAUCUGAUCAGCUCCUGCUCUCACUACGGCGCUCUGUACCCGUGGCUCACUCUUCUCAGUGCUGCUCACACUACCAGCCCACAACACCAGGAGGCGCUGCACAAACUGCAGUCUCUGCUGUGUGGUCCGUCGCUCUCCGUGGGGUCCGUGGUGCCGCUGUUGGAGCGCCUGUCGGAGGAAACCAUGUGGGGCUUCAGCCUGCACCUCCUCUGCACCACCCGGAGGGGGCAGUACGGCAGCAGCAUCGAGAAGCUGCUGGACCGGUGUCCCCAGGCCAUCAUCGCUUUCGCCAAUCACCAGUUACAAGACGAACACAUGCCGUUAUGGUGGCAGAAGCUGCUCCCAGAGCUUUGUAAACGCACCAGAGCUUCCCCGGAUAACAGCAUCCUAUUAGCUGCCCUCAAAGAGACGCUGGUGGUGGUUGCCAUGGAGAUGAGCCCAGCAGAGUUCCUGGAGCUCAUACCCGACGACGGCGCGGCUUCCUACUUCCUGCCUCACCUCAUGACUUGCACUCAGAGACACCUGCUCGCCAACUGAGCACUUUUAAAUUGUAUUUAUUGUUUUUCGUCUUACUGAGCAACUUGAUGUUGAUUUUACCCAGAGGGCCAUCCGGCGUGAUUCAGCUUCCACUGACCUCAGGCAAUCAUUUUAUUCAUUUUAUUAAAGCGUCAUGACAAUAAAGAAACAAACCAUG